AUUUUCCCAGCACACCUUUUUGGCCCCCUGGUGGCAGGCGGCAAAUUCAACAAGCCAACUUUGUACAAGAUCCAACACUUCAGAUACUAAAAUUAAAAAUGCUCUGAGAUAUCAAACUAAAAUUGACACGUCUGGAUUUUGCAGAAUUUUUCCGAAAAUGAAACAGGAAUAACAUUUUCGAUUAGGUAGUCCAGUUUCACUUCCGUCUGAUGUCACGGCAGGAGGCGCGCGCCCGUCUUUCUCCUUACAUAGUACGUCCCCCCGUAGCACGAACAUUAAAGAGCAACACGUCGCGCGGCAAGUUCUACGUAAUGGCUACCAAUUGCUUCCUUAAUUAUUUUGAUGCAACUGAGACAGCCAUCUACUUUGAAGAGGCUGGAAUAGAUUUGAAUCAAGAUUCUUUCCAUAUCUCCAGCUUACCAGCUGGACAACAUUUGAUCCGAAGCAAGAACAACAAAUUCUUGAUUCUACAUGACAAACAGUUUCAAGAGCAAGACUUAACCAUAGAGCAGCAACGUUGUUCUGAGAGCAAAUUUGCCAUCAAGAUGUACCACAAAGGGCAGGAGGGAAGGCGGGGAAGGGCAGUCAUGCUAUAUGUCAAUAAGGAUGGCAAGAAGAUGAUGGUGUGCUGCAAUGAGAAACAUGAAAUCCAACCUGUGGAAAUGGAACUUCCAAAUAACAUUGAGGAGAAUUCACACAAGGCAGUGUUCUACCUGACGGAACUCUCAACAACUGAGUAUUUGUUUGAGUCCUCUUGCUUCCCAAGUGAAUACCUGGGACUGGAACCUGCUCUAAGCAAUCUGAGCAAGCUGGUUCUGCAUCCUAAAGAGGAACAAGAAGUGGUUGAAGUUUGCCAGUUUUAUUUUUCUUAAUGUAAUGAAUGAUUACAAAACUAGCUGCAGCACUGCUUGUCUACAUCUUUUUUCUUUCCUAUGUACAGUUCCUCAAUACUGGAUCAGUUCUCAGUUGAGUUCUCAGUUGAAGAAAUGAUUUUCCUUCCUUGUCAUUUAUUCAUUCAAAUGACUGAAAUUUAUAAUUACUUAUUAUGAACCAACAAUCUAUGCAACAUUAAGAAAUUGUUAAAACCCUACUUACUUUUAUGAUAUAAUAUAGCAUUUCAUCAUUCAUUUUCAUAGUUUUAUGGGAUACAUUUUUUAUUUCAUUACAGAUGUUUUUUUAUUUCAAAAUGUACUUUUUCAAGUGUUUUUAUAUUUCACUUUUUCUAUUGACACUUAUGUUGUGAUUCAUAUUCAUGAGAAUAAUGUGACACAAAGGUGUGUUAAAAAUAAAUUGUAGAUGUGAUCACAAUUCAAAACUGUGUGCGAGUCUGUUUUUGUAUUUUGGAGUAAUAGUAUCACUCAAUUAAAUGUGCAACAAUGCAGAUCAUUUGUGAUGUGAUCAUUUUUGGAAAGCUUCUGAUGUCACAUACCUUUUCCUGAUACUGUAUCCAUUGUAUACGAUGUUGGGUCAUAAAAUGUCAAAAUAAAACAUCUGUAAAGCCAA
Messenger RNA from Scatophagus argus, 1503 nucleotides. RefSeq lists its product as uncharacterized. Bases 210 to 872 code for a protein of 220 amino acids. The transcript is spliced from 6 exons. NCBI's taxonomy places the organism in Eukaryota, Metazoa, Chordata, Actinopteri, Scatophagidae. The record is from RefSeq and is a predicted model, not a curated record.